UAGCUAUAGGUAUAGGUUUUUUUGUCAUUCAGUGAGUGCCAGAGGGGUGUAGAGUCUUGUGUCAGUUUUCUAUUUACUUAUUGAAAUAUCAUAUUUUUUAGUUUGCGUCGCCCAGCCGAUAAUCUUUUAUAAUUUGGAAGUGAACAGCCAACACAACUACACCAAUGAACGUGUCAGGGAUUCGAAGGAACAUCAAAAAUAUUGCUCACAAUUACACUGAUGCACAGGUCAAGGUGCGAGAAGCAACCAGCAACGAUCCAUGGGGUCCUCCAAGUUCACUAAUGUCCGAAAUCUCGGACUUGACCUACAAUGUCGUGGCCUUCUCUGAGAUCAUGCAGAUGAUCUGGAAAAGAUUAAACGAUCACGGCAAAAACUACCGUCACGUCUAUAAAGCCCUGGUGCUUUUAGACUAUUUAGUCAAAACGGGCAACGAAAAAGUGGCGCAGCAGUGCAAAGAAAACAUCUUUGCAAUUCACACACUAAGGGAUUUUCAAUACUAUGAGGAGGGCAAAGACCAAGGAAUUCAUGUGCGAGAAAAGUCCAAGGCGCUGGAAGCCCUACUUAAAGACGAUGAACGUUUAAAGAACGAACGGAUCAAGGCCCUAAAAGCUCGCGAACGCUUUGCUCAGCAGACCACCGGUUUCGGCACCGGUUCCGAUUCAAAUUUUAUGGGAUCGCCUUCGGAAAGUUUCGGAUCGGAUCCAACCGGAUUAGCUUCAAGAGCAAGGCCGGCUGUGGCCCCAACGGAUUUGGACCUGGCCCGUCCUCAGACGGCCGGCGAAGAAGAAUUGCAAUUGCAAUUGGCUUUGGCCAUGUCGCGAGAGGAGGCUGAAAAGGAGGAAGAAAAAAGACGCUCCGACGAUGUCCGCCUGGCCUUGGCCAUCUCGCAGAGCCAAGAAGCUGGUGUUGGGAGCCGUCCAUUGCAGCCAGGAGCGCAGCAACAGCAGCAAAGUCACCUGCUUGAUUUGUUGGACGUCAGUGUCAACGAUGCUGCGGCCGGAUGGGUCGAUCCCUGGGGUACUCCAGCCCAUCCAUCCGAACCCCCGGUUCCCGUCAUGCCACCAAGGCCCAAGAGUUUGGAUCUUCACGACUACUGGCAUGCUAAUUCAAUGGUGAAAUCGGAUUUCCUGACGCCAGCAGGAGGGGCGGCAACUGUCGGAGCGACGGCAACGACGGAUGCCUGGGGCAUGCCCGUAGCAGCUGCUUCUCCUUCCCAGGUUGAUGCAUGGGGUAGUCCAGUUGCGCAGGCUGCCAGGCCAGCAGCGCCAGCAGCAGCCACUAGCGCUAAUUUGGGCCAGAUGGUGAACGAUCCGUGGGCACCAACGCCGUCGAAACCAACAGGAGAAGAUCCGUGGAGCCCGCAACCGCCCGUCCGUACGGCCGCUUCGGCCAACGACCCAUGGUCACCCGCCGGAGCUGCCGCCGAAGUGGACGACUUUGACCUGUUGACCAACCGCGCUCAAGCGGCCUCGCCGAUGGGCCGCUCCAACGGAGCUGGUUCUCCAUUCGAUUUGACCGGAAUGGAAAGCGCCCUGACGGCCGGCGAUAACUCGUCGGGCGGAGCUAAACCCAAAAAAUCGCCUGAAAGCUUCCUUGGUCCUAAUUCCAAUUUAGUAAACCUGGAAAACUUGGUAAAGUCUUAUCACGUGCCGACUAAGCCCGUCGUGGCUCCUGCCGCUAACCCAUUUGCUCUAGGAGUCGCCGGCCAACCGAAUCCGUUCCAACAGCAACCCGCCCCGCGACCUAGCAUCAACGAGCUGCGUCACCAGCAGAAUUUUGGCGUUUUGGGCGCUCCGCAACAACAACAAGUGGCGAUGAAUGCGCCGCAACAGCUCCAACAAUUGCAGCCCAUGACCGGCGUGCUCCAACCAGCGCCCGCUGCCGGUGUAUGGGGCCCUUCACCUCCCAUGAUGCAGUCUGGUUCGGGCGUUACGUCGCCCACCUUCAACCCAUUCCUCGCCUGAAAAUAACAAAACCUAUACAAUAGAACAUCACUAAGAUAAUGGAUUACAAAAAAAAAGAGGAUUUAGAUGGGGAAAAAAAAAGGAAUGAUACGGCAGGAAAUUCAAAAAACAAUACUUUGAUCAUACACAUCAAAUGGACAAAACAUCAAGAGAUAAAAACAAACAGCUAAAAAUUUAAUCUUUAUUUCUAUUUGAUUUCGAUUGAAUUUUUUUUUUUUUCAUUUGAUUCAUUUGUUUUUCUUCGAAAUCCAAAAUUGAAUUAAAAAGAGAGAACGCUCCUCUCAAGCAUCCUGUAAUGAUUUUUUUUUCACACAUCCUCUCCACUUUAGUUUAUUUUGAUUUUUGCUUUAUAAUUUACACACCUUGUUUAUUUUUUUCUUUUGGUCCCCACUUGUCUUCACAAUGGAUUCAACCAGCGAAUAUUAUAUGUUAACCGCUGUCUUGUUUGUCGUUGAUUUCUUUUUUUUUUCCUCCGUUUUUCCUUUUUUUUUUGGGGGUUUGAAGAGCCUAAUCUUUUACCAUCUUUUUUAAUUUAUACGUGUACAAGCCGUGUGGUAAAGGUAAAAAAAAAACACCCUGUCCCUGAAACCCCACCUACCAAAGUAGUUUAUUUUGCCACCCGUCUUCUUCAUUUCUAUCUCUACAUAGUGUCUUUCCUCGUAUAUUUUACGUCCGUCUUCUCUUUCUCGUCUUUACAUAUUUGGAGGAAAAAGAAAAAGAAAAAAAAACAUUUUUUUUUUUUAAAUAUUACUGUACGUGUUGGCAGUUAUCACAAGUAACCCGUAUCUUUGUGACUGCAGUUUAUUGAGUGCCUCGGAUACAAAGUAUGAAAAUGAUAAAAAAAGAAAAUUCAGAUGAAAGAAAGAGAAGAAAAAGAUAAUCUGUACACGGUCUGCUCGUUUGGUUAACACAGUCCAUGCCUUAUGACACGGGAAAAAAAAAAACAAUUAUAAGAAUCCCCCCCCCCCCCCCCACUUUAUCUUUUAAAUUUUACAGUCGUUAAAUUCUUCAUUUUUCUUUUGUGUUAUUCACAACCUUGUAAUGAAUGAAUUAUUUAACCCCAUUUUCUUUCCUUUCUUGUUUAGAAUAGGAAAUAACACUAAAAGCUAAUGAGGGACUAGAUGUUAAAGAAUGGGAAAAAAAUGCAUUUCUUGAUUUGUAUUGUUACCGUUUUUUUUUUUCUUUUCUGUUUCGUAUUUUUUGGCGGAUACGGAACUGUUUUCUUGGGUUUGCAAAAAAAAGAAAAAGUAAAGUAGAAUAACACGCGAAGCACGACACAGAUCGUGAUCUCCAAUCCCGAGACAUUUUCUUUUUUAUGCAAAUGUUUUUUUUUUUUGGUUGGGAAGGGGGUUCAUCAAUUAGUUUGUGAAAACUUAUUAUCGUAUAAAAAAAAAGUUAAUGUGUACAUAUACACUUUUAUCUUUCCCCCAUUUUAUUUUACACUUUUAUGAUACCUUAUCUAUCUGGCCUACCCACACAUGAAAAGAUCUUGUUUCCCUUCCUCCCGCCGGUACAACCUCCCACCAACCAUGCAUCAUAAAUAUAAUAAACUGUUCGUUAUCUCCGU
This is a messenger RNA of Daphnia carinata, 3531 nucleotides long. It is a transcript of the gene lqf, whose product is annotated as epsin-2-like. Gene Ontology annotation, biological process: endocytosis. The record is from RefSeq and is a predicted model, not a curated record. Gene Ontology annotation, molecular function: clathrin binding; phospholipid binding. The transcript is spliced from 11 exons. Gene Ontology annotation, cellular component: endosome; plasma membrane; clathrin vesicle coat. Bases 165 to 1964 code for a protein of 599 amino acids. NCBI's taxonomy places the organism in Eukaryota, Metazoa, Arthropoda, Branchiopoda, Diplostraca, Daphniidae.